Messenger RNA from Asparagus officinalis (garden asparagus), 2238 nucleotides. Its product is annotated as succinate-semialdehyde dehydrogenase, mitochondrial. The transcript has 22 exons. Gene Ontology annotation, molecular function: succinate-semialdehyde dehydrogenase (NAD+) activity. Lineage: Eukaryota; Viridiplantae; Streptophyta; Magnoliopsida; Asparagales; Asparagaceae. The record is from RefSeq and is a predicted model, not a curated record. Bases 275 to 1930 code for a protein of 551 amino acids.
UCUCCCUCCCCCAACCGAACAAUAAAAUAGUAAAAAAAAAAAAUCAAAAAAAUGAAAAAAUCAUACACAAAACUUGAUCGAGUACGGUUCAUGGCAGCAGCAAAUUUGCCCCUCGCUGCCUCCUCACUUGCUCAAUCGUCGUCAAUCUCUUGGAAAAACCUGAACCCUUGAGAAAAUAUCCAAAUCCUCUUGAGAAGUAAGCAGGGAGGAACCUUCAAGCUCCCGGACAAAAAAAAAAAAAAAGAAAAAAAAAAGAAAAAAAGAGAGGAGCUCGAUGUCGAUGCUCCGCGUGUCCUUCAUAUCUCGCCGCCACCUGCUCUCUUCCCCUUCCUGCUUCCGCCGAAGAAUGAGCACCGACCCGAAGGAGGCGGCGACCCGGCUGAGGGAUUCUGGGCUGUUGAGGAGCCAAGGGUUUGUUGGUGGCAAAUGGGUUGAUGCGUGUGAUGGAAAGACCUUUGAGGUGCGAAAUCCUGCUACCGGUGAUGUUAUAACAAAUGUUGCAAGAAUGGGAAAGAAGGAAACUUCAGAUGCAAUAUCGUCGGCUUAUAGUACUUUCAACUCAUGGAGCAGGCUUACUGCAAACGAAAGGAGCAAGUGUCUUAGAAAAUGGUAUGACCUAAUGAUUGCUCACAAGGAGGAACUUGCGCUACUUAUCACAUUGGAGCAAGGGAAACCUCUAAAGGAGGCGCUUGGUGAGGUUACCUAUGGUGCCAGCUUUAUUGAAUUUUUCUCUGAGGAGGCAAAACGUGUAUACGGUGACAUCAUUCCUCCUACACUCUCUGAUCGCCGACUGUUGGUGUUAAAACAGGCAACCCAUUUUUCCUUUGUAAUUAACAUUGCAUCCAUCAUGUAUUUGUCAAUGAUGGAUGUAGAUUUUUCUUGUGUAUAUGAAUUUCUUUCCUUCCAAGAGUAUUUCUCUUGUCUAAUCACGUGGAACUUUCCUUUGGCCAUGAUUACACGAAAGGUGGGUCCUGCCUUGGCUUGUGGGUGCACGGUGGUGGUUAAGCCAUCUGAAUAUACACCCCUCAGUGCAUUAGCUGCAGCGGAGCUAUCUAUUCAAGCUGGAAUACCUCCUGGUGCAUUGAAUGUGGUCAUGGGAAAUGCUUCAGAUAUUGGUGAUACUUUACUUGAGAGCACACAGGUAAGGAAGCUCACGUUUACUGGAUCAACUGCUGUUGGGAAGAAGUUAAUAGCAGGUUCAUCAAGUACAGUUAAAAAGGUUUCCAUGGAACUCGGUGGUAAUGCACCCUGCAUUGUCUUUGAUGAUGCAGAUUUGGAUUUAGCAGUAAAAGGAAGUCUUGCUGCAAAAUUCCGUAAUAGUGGGCAGACAUGUGUUUGUGCGAACAGAAUCUUGGUGCAAGAAGGCAUCUAUGAAAAAUUUGCAAAUGCUUUUGCAACGGCUGUUCAAGAUUUGCAAGUUGGAAAUGGCCUAGCUGAGGGUAUAUCUCAGGGUCCCUUAAUUAAUGAAGCUGCUGUGGAAAAGGUUGAGAAAUUGGUCAAGGACGCAACUUCUAAGGGAGCGAAUGUUAUUCUCGGGGGAAGGAGGCACAGCCUCGGCAUGUCAUUUUAUGAGCCUACUAUACUCAGCAAUGUUAGCAAUAAUAUGCUUAUUUCAAGAGAGGAAGUGUUUGGUCCAGUUGCACCUCUUUUGCCUUUUAAAACUGAAGAAGAAGCUAUCAAGAUCGCCAAUGACACCAAUGCAGGUCUAGCCGCUUACAUAUUUACAAAAAGCAUACCUCGAUCUUGGCGUGUAUCUGAAGCUCUUGAAUAUGGACUAGUUGGUGUUAAUGAAGGCCUAAUUUCUACUGAGGUGGCACCAUUUGGAGGGGUCAAACAGUCUGGCCUUGGACGAGAAGGUUCCAAAUAUGGAAUGGAUGAAUUUUUGGAAGUCAAAUAUGUGUGCAUGGGAAACUUGAAUGCGAAAGAGUAAGCUUAUUUGAAGCUUACAAAUGCUCUGUAAAGAAGCUGUAGCCUAUAGCCAAGGGUUAAAUAUCUACAUCAGGGGUCUUUUGGGAGAGUGUACACUUUUGAGCUGUGGCAUAAUCGAGUAAAAAUAAAGGAGUAAUUCCUGAGAAUAAGUUCUCCUUUGUGUGGUAAUUGUGUUGAAGACCAGAACAUGUUACCUUCCUGAUUGUAAAUUAUAAGGAGUGCUUUCUCAUAAUAAAUUAUGAAAAUUUAUAUUAGCACGGCAUCUGCAGUUACUGUAUCAGUUUUCGAGAAUAAUAUUUAUUUUCUAUG